Messenger RNA from Girardinichthys multiradiatus, 889 nucleotides. RefSeq names its product oogenesis-related gene (gene org). Bases 179 to 796 code for a protein of 205 amino acids. Lineage: Eukaryota; Metazoa; Chordata; Actinopteri; Cyprinodontiformes; Goodeidae. The transcript has 6 exons. The record is from RefSeq and is a predicted model, not a curated record.
AAUUAGCAGGCCAUGUUGAUUGGUUUGUGUUGAUUAAGCCAGGUGCAUUUGUCUGCGCUCAUUGGCCACGUCGUUGUAAUUUCGGGGUACAUUUUAGGUCUCACCCUCCUCAGUAAAAUACCGGAGCGUCUCUUCCUCACUGCAGACCUGUCAGGUCCAGGUUUUGUCCCACAGAACCAUGUCUUUUCAAACUGCCGGAGAAUCUGUGGAGCAGCUUGGGAACACUGAGGGCCGAGUGGUGAGGAGAGACGGCGUGCUCCGCUCCCUUGUGCGCGGCCUCCUCUGGCCUUUCAGCAUCGUGCUUAGGGCCUACCGCGGAGUUUGGUGGGUGCUGGGCCUCACUUCGCCUCAAGAGAGAACCCUUUCCAGCCCCGGGACUUCCAGCCCGGCGCGCCAAAGUCUCACCGGCCGUAAGCGCCUGUACCGGGUCACCCGACUGCUGCUGCGCAUCCUACCCUGCAGGGCGCAGGCCGCCUUGGGCUAUCCGGUGUCCAGCAGCAUUGGGCGUUCCCUGUCCCCAGAAAGCAGCGUUUCUCCCACUAAACCCUGUGGAAAGGGCAGCAAGAGAAAACAGGAUGAGCUUGAUGAGGAGGAGGAGGAGCAACCUUCCUGGGUGGAGGUUCUUUCUAAGGAACUUCCUGAUGAAGACCCAGAGGAUCCUGACUAUGAGAUCAGCACUGAAGAGACAGACAGUGAGGAAUAUGCCUCCAAGAAUGAUACAGAAAGUGACCUUGAGGUUCUAGGAAAGGGCAUUGUCAUUGAGGAUAUGAACAUGGAUGUUGUCCAUGCCAGUUGAAGGGCCAACAGCUGCUGUUUAACCUUUCAUGUAUGCUGUGAUUUUUGUAUGUUUAUAUAUUUGGUAAUGCAAUAAAAAUUUAUUUUGCUCUAA